Messenger RNA from Salmo salar (Atlantic salmon), 2828 nucleotides. It is a transcript of the gene irf9, whose product is annotated as interferon regulatory factor 9. NCBI's taxonomy places the organism in Eukaryota, Metazoa, Chordata, Actinopteri, Salmoniformes, Salmonidae. Gene Ontology annotation, cellular component: nucleus. The record is from RefSeq and is a predicted model, not a curated record. Gene Ontology annotation, biological process: regulation of transcription by RNA polymerase II; immune system process. Gene Ontology annotation, molecular function: DNA-binding transcription factor activity, RNA polymerase II-specific; protein binding; RNA polymerase II cis-regulatory region sequence-specific DNA binding.
UAAAAAUGACUUUUGUGACCGGUCUCAAUUUAGUCUCAUCAGUUGCAGGAUAUACUCUGAGAAAAUAUCCAAUAUUUGAGCGAAAUGUCGCCCCCAGAUGUCUAAGCAGUAACCUGCUUUAUUUUUCUAAAGUCACGUGAUUUCGGGGAAAAGGAGCGUCUGCCUGCUCUGCGGGAGGCGGGCGAACAGCCUCUGGAUUUUCCAGUCAAAGUACAGUACUAUGCGCUCAUAAUCCGCUCUAUUGAAGAAUCCGAGGAAACGCAACCUAAGCUAUGGCAUCUGGGAGAGUUCGCUCAACCCGCAGACUACGCUCCUGGAUGGUAGACCAGGUCACCAGUGGGAAGUACCCUGGCCUGAUAUGGGACGAUGACGCCAAGACCAUGUUUCGUAUCCCCUGGAAACACGCCGGGAAACAGGACUUCCGCAGUGAAGAGGAUGGUGCCAUCUUCAAGGCAUGGGCGGUGUUUAAGGGGAAGUUGUCCGAUGGGGGUCGUGUGGACCCUGCCUCCUGGAAGACCCGGCUGCGCUGUGCUCUCAAUAAGAGCCCGGAGUUCAGAGAGGUCCCCGAGAGGUCCCAGCUAGACAUCUCCGAACCAUACAAAGUUUACUGCCUUGUACCGAUGAAUGAACAAGUGUUGGGGAAUGUUAAAUUAAAGGGUCGAGCCAGAGCAGGAGGGAGGAAGAGAAGGAGCAGCGAUUCAGAUAGCGAGGAGGAGGUGAAGGAGGAGGAGGUUGUGGUCAAACAGAUGAAAGAGGAGGUCAUCACCGCUCCAAUCACCAUGUCUGUUCAGGAGGUUGAGGAAAGUGUUCUUACCAUCCAACAAGACCAGUUCGAUCAGCCCUUGGUCAUCCUGAAGAGCGAUGGGACGGUCGAUGAGCUCCAGGUGAACGUCACGAUUGAGACCGUCCCUCCCCCUGGAGCACGGGACUCGUUCCAUGUCUUAGUGAAAUACAUAGGACAGGAGGUGCUUAAACGUGAGGUCAUAGGCAGCGAUGUCCGAAUCGCCUACCUGCCCUCAUCGCCUGUCCCCCCCACCCUGAUGAUGGGUGGGUUCCCACGCAUCCCCCUCCCAGAGUCCCCCUCCACCCUGACCUCCAGCCCUGGCAUCGGGCCUCGGCUCCAGGCCCUCUCCACACUGCUGCCCUUCAUGGAGAAAGGGGUGAUCCUGACCUCCACGGGGGCAGGGAUCUAUGCUAAGCGCUACUGCCAGGGCCGGGUGUUCUGGACAGGGCCACAUUCAACCACGACGGGACCCCACAAGAUGAACCGUGCUGUGGAGCCCGUGCUGCUCUUUGACAGAGAGGCUUUCAAAAUGGAGCUGGACCACUUCCGCAGUUACGGGGGAGACCCUCCUCAGUGUGGCAUCACCUUGUGUUUCGGAGAGGAGUUCAGUGCCACAGAGGACCCAUCCAGCAAACUCAUCAUCACACAGAUAACCCUACCCUGGGCUCAGCAGCAGGUCAAAGAAGCUGAAGACUUCCGGGAGUCAAUGACCUACCUCCGCGACAUAGCCAGCCAAUCAGGAGAUGUCACCAUCAACCUGGUACCAGUGCCUUACCCCUGAGCAUCCAAUCACAGAACAUCUCGUAUAAAUUACGAGACAUUUUUUUUUAAGCACUAUCUGAUCUGAUACCAAGGGCUCAAUUCAAUCCGUGUCGUAGAAAUUCAGCACUAUAGCGCAAUUUAAAGGCAAUGUUCUCGCGUCCGCGGAGACUGCAUUCAUGGUAAACGCUGCAUAAGUCGGCUCAGUCGGAAAUUAGUUUUACAUUUCAAAUCACACUGAACAUCCAUGAUACGGAUUUAACGGAGUCCCAAGCCUUCUCAGACAUGAACCACUAGACUGAAUAGCACUACAUGGAAGGGAGACAUCACUUUGGUUUAGCCUUUAAGAUUGCCCUUUACCAACCCAAUCACCUGGUGUUAUACUAUUGGUCCAAAUUAUAUCCAACUCAUUUUGGCUGUGUUUACACAGGCAGCCCAAUUCUGAUCUUUUUCUACUGACCAAUCAGAUCAGCUUUGAAAAAGAUCUGAUGUGAAAAGAGAUGAUGUGAUUGGUCAAAAGACCAAUUAGUGGAAAAACAUAUCACAAUUGGGCCUUUUUAUAGGGAGUCAGAGACUUUUACUCCUUAUUGCUGUCUUUAUGAAUGGUGACUGUGGCACUGCUUCAGAUACCUUUCGGGGUCCUCCUCAUGUUGUUUACAUAGUCUGUGAUAGCGUAACUGUUGACGAAGCUGUUGUAAGUAGUGUAUGAGAUUCUCCCAAAACAGGCUCAUAAGCCAUAGUAGGCCGAAGUUCAGUUAUUUGAUCAUCACCAUGUCAAUUGUUCGAGGCAGGAAACCAACUUGUCUGUCUGCGAUUUUGGUUUCUGAAAGUGGUAAUGCUUGUUCAGCACAUUUAUAUUGAGAAAAAACAAUAUUUGUAUACUUUAUCUCUUCGUCAUAUAGAAAUGAAUCCGGGGGGGGGGGGGGGCUCCUUUCUCUUAUGAACCGAUGUUUAUAUGAACAUAAUAUCACAUGAAUACUUUAAAUAGUUUGUAGAUGUAGUUUAAUGAGUUGAUAAGCUUACACACUCUGAAAGCAGUGGGUCAGGAUGUACAUAAUGUUGUGAUGCCAUUGGCAGCCAUUGAACUAUGAGCAGGGCUUUGUUAAUGGUUGUAAGUGGGUUAACAACAUGACUGCUGGGUUUGACACAAGGCACACUCUGGACUGAGAACGUUGUUAGGUGGAAGACUGCACAGAUCUGUCAAUAUUUCAGUUAUUUAUGCAUGUUUUGUAAUGUCAGUGUUCUGCCUGACUGUAUUAAAAAUGUAUUUCAUAUUUUGAAAUUA